AUGGGUAAUUGUUGGUAUAGGGAAUCGUCAGAUUAUAGAGUCUCAUCCAAUGCAAAACCAGAACAAAACCAGGUGACAAUGAAAGAAAGAUACGAACACGAUGAUAGUAAGCUACCAUCAAAUCCUAAAGAAGUUGAAGAUCUCCGACGCGAUUCAGCUGCGAAUCCAUUGAUUGCAUUCACUUACGAAGAACUAAAGAUAAUAACUGGACAUUUUAGACCAGACCGCGUGUUAGGUGGUGGUGGAUUUGGAAGUGUUUAUAAAGGUUUUAUUUCUGAGGAGUUAAGGGAAGGUCUUCCUUCUAUUCCUGUAGCUGUUAAGGUUCAUGAUGGAGACAAUAGUCAUCAAGGUCACAGAGAAUGGCUGGCAGAAGUGAUAUUUUUGGGGGAAUGUUCGCAUCCAAAUUUAGUGAAAUUAAUUGGAUACUGCUGUGAAAAUGAACAUAGGGUUCUAGUUUAUGAGUACAUGGCUAGAGGAAGUGUGGAAAACAAUUUGUUCUCAAAAAUUUUGCUUCCUUUGCCAUGGUCCAUAAGAAUGAAGAUUGCGUUCGGUGCUGCAAAAGGACUUGCAUUUCUUCAUGAAGCCGAAAAACCUGUCAUCUAUCGCGAUUUCAAGACAUCUAAUAUUUUAUUGGAUCUGGACUAUAAUGCAAAGCUUUCUGACUUUGGCCUUGCUAAAGAUGGACCAGUUGGAGACAAGUCUCAUGUUUCUACUAGAAUAAUGGGAACGUAUGGAUAUGCUGCACCAGAAUACAUUAUGACAGGUCAUUUGACUCCUAGGAGUGAUGUUUAUAGUUUUGGUGUUGUUCUUCUUGAGCUUUUGACUGGAAGAAAAUCUUUAGACAAACAAAGACCAGCUAGAGAGCAAAACCUAACAGAAUGGGCUCUUCCUUUGCUAAAAGAAAAGAAGAAAGUGUUAAGUAUUAUAGAUGCAAGACUAGAAGGUAAUUAUCCAAUAAAAGGGGCUCAUAAGGCUGCAAUGCUUGCAUAUCAUUGUUUGAACAAGAAUCCAAAAGCAAGGCCUCUAAUGAGAGAUAUUGUUGAUUCAUUGGAGCCUUUGACAACAUAUAGUGAGCUCCCUAUUGAAAAAACAUUUACUAUAAUCACUGAGGUUGCUGAAACUGAUGUUAAAAAGAAAGAGGCAAAAUGA
Lathyrus sativus (Indian pea) is the source of this 1149-nucleotide messenger RNA. The record is from the annotation of a GenBank genome assembly. NCBI's taxonomy places the organism in Eukaryota, Viridiplantae, Streptophyta, Magnoliopsida, Fabales, Fabaceae.